AUGGCCGUCCACUGCAACAACAGCAACUCGAGCAGUCAGUACCCAUCCGUCUGCUGUGUCUACAACUCAGAGUCCCAGCCUCUGCUCGGUCACCACACCGGUCAUCAUGCUUCUGGUAGUUCUCAGCAUCAGCAUCAGGCCCCAUCACCGCCAGCGUAUUAUGUCGAUAUGAGCGGCGAUAACAAGGGUGGUCACUGCACCUCUUCACAUGCCCCCCUCCAGCAACAAUGCCACUGCCAGCAACACUACCACAACCACCACAACAGCGACAACCAAAGCGACUGCUCCAGGAGCCCCAGACAGAGGGACACCCGAUGCACUGGCAUCCUCGUCGGCUUGUUCAUUGUCUUUUUCAUCAUGUUUGCCUCAUCCAUUAACCCUGGCCCAUUUCGACGCUCUGGACCCUGGAACGCCGCUUCAGGAAGCACCACUGCCAACCCCAACGGACUGGAUUUGCUCUCAAAUGACAGUAACAACCUCAACUUUGACCGGUGCCGCGAUAACGCCAUCGACUGGGACGGACCCUCGACCUUCACGACUGAGGUCAAGAACUUCCGACUCAAGAUUGGACAGGGAAAUAUCUUUUCGCGUGUCAAUAUCUCGACUGGUCCUGUUGCGGUCCCUACGCUUCAUAUCCUUGGUGAGGUCACGCCUUAUGAGGAUGACGUGAAGAACAACAAGCCUGCUGCUUCUCACGGAGAGAAGAUCGAUAUUGAUUACUUGGGACUCCAUGUAGAGAUCGUCGAGUUGGACAACCAGUUCGAUGCCCAGGUUUGGUACCAUAACCGGGAAGUCGUCGACCCCCGCGACGGACAACACUACCGCGCCUGUGCUAGACUCUACUUUGAAGUCAUCCUCCCCGAGUCCUUCACCUCCUAUGGCUCCAUCACCAUCGACGGCCCUGUCGUCGUCAUCAACGCUCAGGAUCUGGAAAAUGUCAAAUUUGACCGUCUCCAUUUCGGCUCCACUGUUGGCGAGAUCUCGACCCGCGGCCGUAUCCAGUCCGAUAUCUUUGACGCCAAAUCCAACACUGGCCGCGUUCGCGCAGACGCAAUCCAGGUCGCUACUGCCGGCAAGCCCCUCGACAUCCAAGUCUCUUCGGUCACCGGCAGCAUUCAAUUGACUGCCGAGACCACCGAUGUCGAUGCUUCACAAGAGAACCCCCACAAGGUCCACGUCUCUACCAACACCGGCCGCACCCAACUCACCGUCCAACCUUCCACCUCCUCCUCCUCCACCAUCGGCACCAAACACGGAAACCUGGACAUCUCAACCACCGCCGUCACAGGAUCGAUCGACACCACCACCAUCCUCGCCUCUCAGGACCAGAUCCUCACCCUGACCUCAAAGACCAACACCGGCUCUAUCCGCAACCACAUCUCGGACGCCUUCUUGGGACACUUCGCGCUCUCGACAAAGUGGGGCUCUACCCGUGUGGAGCCAGCCAAGGACUCCAAGAGCACGAUUACCUACGAUAAGUUGAAUGCUCGUGAGAAGAUUGGCACCAAGUCGCUGGAGGGUACUGAGGGUGUUGCGGGAUUGAUCGAGAUUCGCACCGUUACUGGCAGCACUGCCCUCGAGUUCACCAACUAA
Linnemannia hyalina is the source of this 1593-nucleotide messenger RNA. The record is from the annotation of a GenBank genome assembly. NCBI's taxonomy places the organism in Eukaryota, Fungi, Mortierellomycota, Mortierellomycetes, Mortierellales, Mortierellaceae.